This is a messenger RNA of Mesoplodon densirostris (Blainville's beaked whale), 1833 nucleotides long. RefSeq names its product copine 5 (gene CPNE5). Gene Ontology annotation, cellular component: plasma membrane. The record is from RefSeq and is a predicted model, not a curated record. The transcript is spliced from 22 exons. Gene Ontology annotation, biological process: cellular response to calcium ion. Gene Ontology annotation, molecular function: calcium-dependent phospholipid binding. Lineage: Eukaryota; Metazoa; Chordata; Mammalia; Artiodactyla; Ziphiidae. Bases 1 to 1833 code for a protein of 610 amino acids.
AUGGAGCAGCCCGAGGACAUGGCGUCGCUGAGCGAGUUCGACUCCUUGGCGGGCAGCAUCCCGGCCACCAAGGUGGAGAUCACCGUGUCCUGCAGGAACCUUUUGGACAAAGACAUGUUCUCCAAGUCUGACCCAUUAUGCGUCAUGUAUACUCAAGGGAUGGAGAACAAGCAGUGGCGGGAGUUCGGACGCACUGAAGUCAUUGACAACACACUCAAUCCCGACUUUGUGCGCAAAUUCAUCGUGGAUUACUUCUUCGAGGAGAAGCAGAACCUCCGUUUUGACCUAUAUGAUGUUGACUCCAAGAGUCCUGAUUUAUCCAAACACGAUUUUCUGGGCCAGGCCUUCUGCACCCUUGGAGAGAUUGUGGGGUCCCCUGGGAGCCGCCUGGAGAAGUCCCUCACAAUAGGAGCAUUCAGCCUGAAUUCCAGGACAGGCAAACCCAUGCCAGCUGUAUCCAACGGAAGUGGUCUUUGGAUGGAAAGUUUGAGGACCACUGGUCUGGAAGCCUCCGGUGGUGUCCCAGGGAAGAAAUGUGGCACCAUCAUCCUGUCUGCUGAGGAGCUCAGCAACUGCAGGGAUGUCGCCACAAUGCAGUUCUGUGCCAACAAGCUGGACAAGAAGGAUUUCUUUGGGAAGUCUGACCCCUUCUUGGUGUUCUACAGAAGCAACGAGGACGGAACGUUCACCAUCUGCCACAAGACUGAGGUCAUGAAGAACACCCUAAACCCAGUCUGGCAAACUUUCUCCAUUCCUGUGAGAGCCCUCUGCAACGGGGACUAUGAUCGGACCAUCAAGGUGGAGGUAUACGACUGGGAUCGAGAUGGCAGCCAUGACUUCAUUGGGGAGUUCACCACCAGCUACCGGGAGCUGGCCCGCGGGCAGAGCCAAUUCAACAUCUAUGAGGUGGUAAACCCGAAAAAGAAAAUGAAGAAAAAGAAAUAUGUGAAUUCUGGCACAGUCACGCUGCUUUCUUUUGCUGUGGAGUCAGAGUGCACAUUUCUUGACUACAUCAAAGGAGGGACCCAGAUCAACUUCACGGUGGCCAUCGAUUUCACAGCCUCCAAUGGGAACCCCUCGCAGUCCACGUCCCUGCACUACAUGAGCCCCUACCAGCUGAACGCCUACGCGCUCGCACUGACCGCCGUCGGGGAGAUUAUCCAGCACUACGACAGCGACAAGAUGUUCCCUGCCCUUGGCUUCGGGGCCAAACUACCCCCUGACGGCAGGGUAUCCCAUGAGUUCCCGCUGAAUGGCAACCAGGAGAACCCCUCAUGCUGUGGCAUUGAUGGCAUCCUGGAAGCCUACCACCACAGCCUGCGCACGGUGCAGCUCUACGGCCCCACCAACUUCGCCCCCGUGGUCACCCAUGUGGCCAGGAAUGCGGCUGAGGUGCAGGACGGCUCCCAGUACUCGGUGCUGCUCAUCAUCACGGAUGGGGUCAUUUCAGACAUGGCACAGACCAAGGAGGCUAUCGUCAAUGCUGCCAAACUCCCCAUGUCCAUCAUCAUCAUCGGCGUGGGCCAGGCAGAGUUCGAUGCCAUGGUGGAGCUGGAUGGUGAUGACGUGCGGAUCUCCUCCCGGGGAAAGCUGGCCGAGCGGGACAUUGUCCAGUUUGUGCCCUUCAGGGACUAUGUGGACCGCACGGGCAACCACGUGCUGAGCAUGGCGCGCCUGGCCCGCGAUGUGCUGGCUGAGAUUCCCGACCAGCUGGUGUCCUACAUGAAGGCGCAGGGCAUCCGCCCUCGCACCCUGCCCGCGGCCCCAGCGCACUCGCCCCCGCAGUCCCCCGCCCGCACGCCCCCUGCUUCCCCCCUGCACACGCACAUCUGA